Ostrinia nubilalis (European corn borer) is the source of this 4639-nucleotide messenger RNA. RefSeq lists its product as uncharacterized. The transcript is spliced from 18 exons. The record is from RefSeq and is a predicted model, not a curated record. Gene Ontology annotation, biological process: regulation of transcription by RNA polymerase II. Gene Ontology annotation, molecular function: RNA polymerase II cis-regulatory region sequence-specific DNA binding; DNA-binding transcription factor activity, RNA polymerase II-specific. NCBI's taxonomy places the organism in Eukaryota, Metazoa, Arthropoda, Insecta, Lepidoptera, Crambidae. Gene Ontology annotation, cellular component: nucleus. The coding region runs from base 250 to 3309 and encodes 1019 amino acids.
AAAAAUGCAGCGGACAGAAAAAAAGGCUUUUUGUGAUGUGAUUUGAGUUUACCAAAUUAAAAUUAAUUUUAGCUUAGUUAUUUAAAAUAUUUAAUAUGUGUAAUCAUUAUCUGUUUACAAAAUUGCGAUGAUUGGUACUGUUCAAUCAAGAUAAAUAAAUUGUGACCUUGAAAAAAGCAGCUGUCAACCUAACCAAGACUACUUCACAAAAGAUGUAUUAAACACAAAACUUGUUGAUAAUUUACCAUCAUGAGAAACGUGGAUUCUCAUCUCCUGGAUGGGAAAAUGGACGAGACUGUAACUCACUACAUAACAUCGCACCAGACAGGCGAGUCGGUGCACGUGGACAGCAAUGGCUUACCGCUCAAUGUCCAGGAGGACGAAGGGGGUCGUGUCGUCACCGUCAUGCACCCGCAGAGCUACUCACACUCUCAUUUGUGCCGGGGGGUGUCAGUGGGCGAGCCGGUGGGCGAGGGCCAGUGGGGCGAGGAGUUACUGGACACGGACACGCGGCUGGCAGCGUUCGUGGCGCACUUGCACCACCCACACGCGCCGCACCACAAGCACGCUUCUGUACAACCCGGUAGAGAUGUGGACACGUCGGUUAUAUUGGAUACUCCAAUGAGGCUGUUCAAUGGACAGAGUUUGGAGCAGCAAGAAGGGCUAGUAGUAGAAGUGCCCGCCCUGCCGCCCUUGCCACCACUGCAGGAGAUGAAAAUGCGCAACCAGGAGGCAGACUGGUUCAACAAUAAGACCAAAACUAUACUUAAGGAUGAUACGCCAAUGCUAACAGAUUCGGACGGCCCAGUGCUAGAAUUAGGAGCGAGUGCUUCUCCCGCUCAAAAUAAGCAAAACAAGAAGAGUUUGCCGCACAAAAAGAGGAUCUCUAGGAAAUUGAAACGAAAUAACGGGAAUAGCACUCCGCAGCAGCAGUUGGUAGUAAUAAACUGCUCAGACGAGGUGCAGCAAGAAGAAAUAUUACCCGACAACUUUGUAACCAGCGUCCAGCAUCAGCAGCAUAUUACGGAAACUCACCAUAUCACACAUGAGGUGCGGCCGAUCUUCAUCUGUCAGAUCUGCGGGGAGUUCUGCGGCGAGGACCAGCUGAAGUUCUACCACCACCUCAAGCAGCAUUACGAGCCACACACCAUCAUCAUCGAGAACCCCGUGCCGGAUCUGGCUAUUGAUAAGAUGACCAACACCUGCAUUGUGGACAACGUAGCAGCCUUACCAGAUUCCAUAAUGGAGCUGUCCCAGUCACUAGAGAACACUGUCCCUAAGACGAUGUAUCAACCUAUGGACAAGCACAUCCUGUACACCUCGAGCGAUAAGACGCUCAGCUACUCCAGCAAUAAGCUGCAGUAUACCAUAGCCAGUAUGGAUAAGGACCCGGCGGCGCCUACAACAGACGCUGAGAAGGUAGAAAUGUAUGAGCUGGAGAAACUGGAGGUGUACAGCUGCGUCAAAUGUAAUAAGUCCUUCAGGAAGCUCAAGCAAUGCGAAGCACACAUCAAGGAAGUGCAUAAGCUGGACGACAUGAGCGAGUUCAGCGAGCCCGAAGACCUAAUGGAAGGGAUCCACGUGGCGGUGGACGAGGCGGGCGAGCCCUACGACCACUCGUUGCUGCCGCACCUCACCGUCGAGAACGGGCACGUGCACCAGGACCACAUCCGCCACUGGUACAUGCGCAACGGCAGUCCGGCCAGCCCCCCCGGGGCGGGUGGGACGCGAUGCGGCGGGGACGGCGCCUACUGUCCCGUGUGCCCCGCGCCGCCCGCGCGCGAGCCGCCGCCCGAGCCGCACCAGCUCAAAGAGGAGGUCCUCCAAAGGAUAUUCGAGGCCGAAGUAUCAAACCCAGAGCCAUCAUUCCCGGAGAACAUUCUCCCGGACGCGCCGCCGCCGCCGCUGUCGCCGCCGCCCGCGCCGCCGCCAGACAAACUCGACGCCAAGAAGAAGCCGCAGAAGAAGUUUGAGUGCACGCAGUGCGGCCGCGUGUUCUUGCACAGGUACAUACGAGAUCUACAGGGUGGUAUCCAACCCGGAGCCAUCAUCUACAGGGUGGUAUCCAACCCGGAGCCAUCGUUUCCUGAGGACAUCUUGUCAGACGCACCGCCGCCGCCGCCAGACAAACUCGACGCCAAGAAGAAGCCGCAGAAGAAGUUCGAGUGCACGCAGUGUGGCCGCGUGUUCUUGCACAGAAACAGUCUGAUGUACCACCUUCUAUCGCACAGCGGCAAGCAGCAAGUAUGCCGCGAUUGCGGCAAGGGUUUCUAUACCGCCGCUGCCUUGAAGAUCCACAAGCGGACGCACAGCGACGACCGGCCGUGCAAGUGCGAGGAGUGCGGGCGCGAGUUCCGCCAGUGGAGCGACCUGAAGUACCACAAGACCUCCAUACAUUCCGACCAGAAACACUUCAAAUGCGAGUUCUGCGGAAAAGAGUUCGCUCGCAAAUACUCGCUGAACCUCCACCGGCGCAUCCACACCGGCGAGAGGAACUACAAGUGCGAGUACUGCAGCAAGAGCUUCCGCGCCUCCUCCUACCGCCUCAGCCACAUGCGCACGCACACGGGCGACCGGCCGUACAAGUGCAACGAAUGCGAGAAAUGCUUCCGUGUAGCUGGCGACCUGCGACGCCACACGCUGACGCACGACAAGUCGCGCGCGCGCCUUCGCGACAAGCCUCGCGUGCGCGACCCCAAGCUCGAGCCCAAGCCCGACGUCAAAAUCGAAAGCGCCGACCCCACCCCCACCCCCGAAACCCCCGCCAAAACCUUCAAAAAAGUCGCCCUCGCUUCCACCACGCGCCUCCCCACCAUCCUCAAGGUCGAGAAAAAACCCCGCCUCAAGAAAAACCCCGUCAACAAAAAGGGCGGCGCCCCCAACGUCACCGUCGCCAAAAACGACACCUUCAAAAUCGCCGAGAACAACGAAAUCGAGGUCUUCGAACUCCGCCAGCCCAGCCACUACAAGGAGAUGUACGGCGAUCAAGUCAAGGACUACGGCGAGCACAUGUACAAGGACAGCGAGCGGGUCUCCGACGACCGAGAUAUCAUGUUCCGAAACGUGUGUGACGUCGAAAAGCCGUACCGAAGUGAGAACACUGACGGUAAGAUGCAAAUAUACACUCACGUAGAAAAGACUAAGGACUAUAGCGGGCCGGUUAUAAGUAGUUCGGUCUCUUUGGGCGAUAUUAGGCAUCUGGAGAGGGAGCUGGCUAGGGAGGUCAGGCACGACGGACUGCACGGGGAGACGAUCGAAAACGGUUUUUUAGAUAGACUGACAGCGUUAUACAAUAUAUCGGCCGUAUGAGACUUGCUAAAAACUAACAGGAAUAGAUCCCUGAAAUGUCGUAUAUUAUCACAAUAUUCACGAUUUACAUUAUAAUUUGUUGCUGGAUCACACAAAUUCAUUCCUAUUUAUUUCAAAUUAACACAAAUCAGUAUAAGCAUUAGAUAAAUAACAACAGACAACCGCCGUUCUGUGACAAAUAUAAUACUUUGCUAUGUGCGGUAGCGACGGGCCACAUUUCAAGACUGCGGAGACGCGCCGGCGUGGUCCGUGGCUCUAAUUAAUGCACACCCGACUGACUGACUGACUCAGACACUUAUUUGAGUUUGACAUGAACGCUUACUUUGACGGCGGCUCCUAUAAAAUAAGUUGUGCUAAAAAUUCCCAUGACUUGAAAUCAUAGCAGCACCAGUAAAAACCUUUUGUUUUAUAGAGAAUUCAAAUAUGUUAUAAAAAUUCUAACCCCUUAUUAAUACUUAACCCAGUACAAAAACAUUUUUGAACUUGUUGGGCCUGUGAUUAAAGGUUAUCAAAAAUAAUAAAGUAAUUCAGCUGGGCUAGCGCAUGCGCGCCGUGAUAAAAUCUUAUCGAUGAUUUUAGACGUCAAAUGUAUUUUAUCGCGUAAAAUCGAUAAAAUGCCUCUAUAAACGUUUAUCAUGGUGCGCAUCCUAGGCCUACUGUUUACUGUUCCUAGCGAUAAAUAAUAUUAGAUCUAAUCAGCUAGACGUAAAAAAGCAAUAAGUAACUACUUAAUUCAACAAUAGAAAACAUUGCCCCUUUUCUGAUGUGGGGUAAAAAAGACUGUCCAUUGGAUCAUGAGCAAUAAUGGGAGAACAUUGUAUGUGUACAUCGUCUGCCGUGAUCACACCGUGAUAUGAUUAACUAUAACUAUACUUAAUAAACUUAAUUCUAGGUACAAUUGAUAUACUUAAUUAUAAUAAUAAACUAGACAAUCCUAAUUUAUUGUAGAACCAAUGUAUAUCGACCAUUAGUACAUUAAACGGAUGUAUACAAAGUUACAUAUUUAUUUUCAAUGUGUGGGAAGUGUGAUUAGUAUAGCAAUAAUAAGGUGCUAAUAAGUUGGCACAGUCGUCAGUAAGCUUGGAUUAUCUAAUUUGAAAACUAGAUUUCUCAUUUGAAAAAGCUAGGCAAUUAAUUAAGCGAUAAUAAAUACAGUAUAAUUUGUUGACCCCUAUACACAUAACAAGCAUUUUGUUUUCAUAUGGGUCACUUAACAAUUAGGAAUUGAUGGUGAAAACAGGCAUUAUUCAAUUUGCUAGGUUGCAGGCAACAUCUUGCAUUAAAGGCUAGAUGACAAAAUUUCUAUUAUUUGUCCGUCAGACAGAUAAUU